CGUAUUCGCGGGCCGCGGGGUCGCCGCCGGCCGCCCAGGCGCGGAGCCUCUCGGGGGUCAUCCGGCCGCCGGGCCCGCGGGACGCACGGGGCCGCCAGGGGAGGACAACAAGCCUCAGGCCCUGUCCCUGCGCCCCGCCCGGCCUCCUCCGGGGCUGCGCAGCCCACUCGGCCAUCCUGGCCUGAAGGGGCCGCCCCAGGCCUCGCGGGAAAGCCUGAGCCUCCCGGGCCUUCUCGGACUUUCCCCCAGGCGUCCUGGACCUUCUUGGGCCUUCCUGGGCCUCCUCGGGCUUCCUUGACCCUCCCCGGGCCUUCCCCGAGGCCUCCAGGCCCUUCCCUGGGCCUCUCCAGGCUGAGCUCUCUGCGAGAUGGCCACUAGGCCUCUGGGACCCGGGGCCUGGCCCACCCGCCUCCACUCCCACCGCCUGCUCACAUCAAGCCAGCAGCACCGCCCGGAUGAACACGCAGGGUUCCGGACCAAUACCUGGGCCAUUGUGACUCUCAGAAUGCCAGGCAAUAAGAGAUCAGAAAGCUGGUUCCACUUCAUCUUGGAGAUGGAGGAAAGCUUGCCAGAACAACUGCACACCCCAUCCACUCCUCAUGUUCUCAGUUUGUUCUUCUCUGUGAUACAACCAGCAUCAUGAGAACAGCCAGCAGCAGCUCCAGCGUGGUGAAAUUUUCACUCCUUGACAAGUGUAAGAAGCCGAAAAACUAUGCCCAGCCAGAAGUUUUGUGUCACACCUUUGAGAUGCUGUCUAACCUCCACAAGCUGCUUCCGAAUCACCUGAUGGAGACGCUUUAUUCCCACAAGAGCGAAGAGGACAAGAAAAAAUGUGAGAAUCCUGAACUCUCUGGCUUAGAAAGAAUCUUAGCAAGACAUCAGUUGCCAAAAGAGAUUAAUCUGACCCCAAAGCCGAACAGAAUGCCCCCAUGGAAAAGAAAAAUCAUCAACAAUGUAACUGACGGGUGGAAGAAAUGUCACUUGUUGAAGAGAAACACGAAAGAGCCUCCAAUGUCCACCAUAGUUGUCAGAAAACUUAUUAAAAAAAAUGUACCCAGAAGACACAGCCUAAGGAAUAUAAGCAGGAAACAGAGAAAACUGCCAACAACAGCUAAAGGGACACAAACAGGAAAAUCACAGUGCCUUCUGGGUAUAUCAGAACCUACCUGAAAUUCACAAACUCUAAACAAUGAAUGCUCAACUCUGUUGUAUGAAGUAGCCACAAUUACCAACCUUCCUGCACAAAUCAAACAAGAGAUACCUUAAAAUAGGAAUGAUGCUGAAACUCUACAGCUUUUGUGUGAAACACAUAGAAGAAGAAAGUAAAACAGGACAAACUCCGUGGGCAGGCUCCACCUGACUAGAGGAUUCCAAUGAAGGACUCAAACUGGACACCAAAUCCACAUAGUUCUGCCUGGCAGCUUCCUGAACGGACGAUGACAAACAACCUCAGCCCAUGGUCAAUGAAUAAGCACUUUGAGAAAGUUACUAUGCUAAUAACUAACACCUUGCAAUGAAGAAAGAAUAGAAGCACAUCAAGAUCUUGAAGACUCCAUUUAUAAUGGCUUAAUGAGAAGCACCAAACUUCUUUAGAAGUACAGCAAAUAAAAGCACAGUAACUAGUAAA
This is a messenger RNA of Gorilla gorilla gorilla (western lowland gorilla), 1627 nucleotides long. RefSeq lists its product as uncharacterized. NCBI's taxonomy places the organism in Eukaryota, Metazoa, Chordata, Mammalia, Primates, Hominidae. The record is from RefSeq and is a predicted model, not a curated record. The transcript has 6 exons. Bases 640 to 1170 code for a protein of 176 amino acids. Gene Ontology annotation, molecular function: nucleic acid binding.